AUGGGAAUCUGGAUCACGGAGGUGAGAGCCAUUGUGUCACCUCCACUCAGUCGACAGCACUCCUUCUGGCUCUGGAGUCAGAGCGGACGCUUUGAGGAGCAGUACACCCCCACCAUAGAGGACUUUCACCGGAAAGUCUACAACAUCCACGGGGAGGUCUACCAGCUGGACAUCCUCGACACCUCAGGCAAUCAUCCCUUCCCAGCUAUCAGGAGGCUAUCCAUCCUGACAGGGGACAUCUUUGUGUUGGUGUUCGAGUUGGACAGUCGUACUUCCUUUGAGGAAGUGGAACGUUUGCACCGACAGAUCCUGGAGUGUAAGACCUGCCUGAGAACCAGGGCGGGGGCCGGGGCGGGGGCCGGGCUGGGGGUCCCCAUCAUGCUGGUGGGGAACAAGGCUGACCGGGGGGAGCCCCUGCGGGCUGUGCGGGGGGAGGAGGCCGAGCAGCUGAUCGCCGGAGAUCAGAACAGCUCCUACUUUGAGAUCUCGGCCAAGAGGAACACCAACCUGGAGGGGAUGUUCCGGGCGCUGCUCAGUAUGUCCCAACUGCCCCACGAGAUGAGCCCUGCGCUCCACCGCAAGGUCUCUGUGCAGUACAGCGAGGCCUUCCACCGCAAGUGCUCCCGCUCCCGCUCCCGCUCCCGGGGGGACAAGGACAAGGUGGCCCUGGGGAUGGUCUCCCCCUUCGCCCGGCGCCCGAGCGUCAACACCGACCUCAUGUACCUCAAGGCCAAGGUCCUGGGGGGUGAACAGGACCGACACAGAGAGAAGUGCAGCCUCCAGUAACACAGCCCCGGGCCGGGGGGAGGGGGGGGGAUGGAUGGACUGGUUACCUUCUCCUCUCCUUCC
Molecule: messenger RNA, 849 nt
Organism: Callorhinchus milii (elephant shark)
Lineage: Eukaryota; Metazoa; Chordata; Chondrichthyes; Chimaeriformes; Callorhinchidae
Product: GTP-binding protein Rhes-like
Exons: 3
Coding region: 1-786 (261 amino acids)
Molecular function (GO): GTPase activity; GTP binding
Source: RefSeq, a predicted model, not a curated record